This is a messenger RNA of Aethalodelphis obliquidens (Pacific white-sided dolphin), 4253 nucleotides long. It is a transcript of the gene ZDHHC3, whose product is annotated as zDHHC palmitoyltransferase 3. Gene Ontology annotation, molecular function: palmitoyltransferase activity. NCBI's taxonomy places the organism in Eukaryota, Metazoa, Chordata, Mammalia, Artiodactyla, Delphinidae. Bases 420 to 1418 code for a protein of 332 amino acids. The record is from RefSeq and is a predicted model, not a curated record. The transcript is spliced from 8 exons.
GCCGCCACCACCGCCAGCACCGCCGGGAGCUCGAUGGGCUUCUCUUGCGCGCCGCCCUGUGUCUGGCCGAGUCCAGGGAGCCGCGGCGCCUCGUGCCGGGGAGCCAUCGCUGCAGCCCGAGGCCGGAUCGCGGGUCGGGGGCUGCAGGGGGAGCGACGGCGGCGGCGACAGCCGAGCCCCACCGGGGGCCUGGGACUGGGGAACUGCCUCCAGCUUCACGGUGCACCUACAGGGAAGACAUCCUGCAUUGUUGAACUUUGCCCUCCAGGGAAUCUAGGAGAGGUGAAACUGGAAGUGUUUCCUCCCUAACGAAAGUACAGGUGCCCCCACCUGUUGUGGCACAUAGAUGCCUUUGUGUGUGGUUGGACGCCUGGAUUCUAGAGAGGACCUCCGUGAUGCCAGUAUGGACAGAAUAGCUUAUGAUGCUUAUCCCCGCCCACCACUUCCGAGACAUUGAGCGGAAGCCAGAAUACCUCCAGCCAGAGAAGUGCGUCCCACCUCCCCACCCCAGUCCUGUGGGAACCAUGUGGUUUAUCCGUGAUGGCUGUGGCAUCGCCUGUGCCGUUGUCACCUGGUUUCUGGUCCUCUAUGCGGAGUUUGUGGUCCUCUUUGUCAUGCUGAUUCCAUCCCGAGACUACGUGUACAGCAUCAUCAAUGGAAUUAUGUUCAACCUGCUGGCCUUCUUGGCCCUGGCUUCCCACUGCCGGGCCAUGUUGACGGACCCCGGGGCGGUGCCCAAAGGAAAUGCCACUAAAGAAUUCAUCGAGAGUUUACAGCUGAAGCCUGGGCAGGUGGUGUACAAGUGUCCCAAAUGCUGCAGCAUCAAGCCUGACCGAGCCCACCACUGCAGUGUUUGUAAGCGGUGCAUUCGGAAGAUGGACCACCACUGUCCCUGGGUCAAUAACUGUGUUGGCGAGAACAACCAGAAGUACUUCGUCCUGUUUACAAUGUACAUAGCUCUCAUUUCCUUGCACGCCCUCAUCAUGGUGGGAUUCCACUUCCUGCAUUGCUUUGAAGAAGACUGGACAAAGUGCAGCUCCUUCUCGCCACCCACCACAGUGAUCCUCCUCAUCCUCCUGUGCUUCGAGGGGCUGCUCUUCCUCAUUUUCACAUCAGUCAUGUUUGGGACCCAGGUACACUCCAUCUGCACGGAUGAGACGGGCAUUGAGCGCCUCAAACGAAAGCACCAGCCCAGGGAACGCACAAGCAGCUGGAAGUCAGUCAAAGAGACCUUUGGUGGGGACUUUUCCCUGAACUGGUUCAACCCCUUCUCCGGACUGCGUCAUCCAAAGCCUCUCAGUGACAGUGGCUGGGUGCGACAGGUGGCAUCGCUGUCAGACACUGAGAACACAGAAACAACAGAGGAGCACUCAGAGCAGAGGAAGGACGAGGACUCUGUGGAGGUGAUAGAUGAAUGAUACUGUGGGGAGAGGGCCAGGCACCAGGCAGCCGCAUCAUCCUACGUGCCGGCAUCAUCGCCACAGGGCUCCUGCGCACCACUCGCUCCCCUGCACCCACUGCUCCCUUCACACCACCCCCUUGGCUUUGCCGUCCUCUGACCCCUCCUCCCUCUCCCCACGUUGGACCAGUUCGGGGAUGGGGGUGGACUAGGGGUGACAGAGGAAGAUGAGAAACUUGCUCUGAGCUCAUCUGCCCAUGAGGGAUUGUCAGGAACCAUUCUCCGAGGCUGGGCACCCUUCACAGCCUGUGCACCCUCACCCAGCAAAGGAGGCUCUGAAUAGGGCAGCCUGGGGGCAGAAAAGAACUGGCCUGUGUCCUUUCUUGGGAUGUCUGUCUUCUCUUGAGAAGGUUGGGGCCCAGGCUCCUGGCUUUUGAAAACUAAGGCUGUGUGGUUGUGAUGGAAGAACAGAGCAGGGCUGGCCUUGGGAACCUGGGGUGGGACACUGGCAUCAGGAGAGAUGGACCUGGAAAGGCUGAAGGGAUUCUGGUCACUCCCCCGAAAGGGCUUCCCCCUGGUGCCUGCCUAAACUAGAAGAAAGGCAUGGCGGCCUCAGCUACCUUCAGGGCUCAGGCUUGGUUUGGGAGAAGACUCCAACAGCAGGCUAUACACACACACACGGGACAUGCCGAGGUUGGAAGCAAGCCUGAGUUAUGACAGUAACACCCAAACUUAGCUCCCGUUCUAUAGAUACUAGAAUCCCUGAGUCAGCUCGGAGGUGUCCUGCCUUGUGGCUAAAAACCUUGUGGCUAAAAACCCUCCCACUGAAGGGUCGGGAGGAAGAACCUGUUUAGAGCUACCGGAACUCUGACCUCCCCUAUGAGAACUGCAUUUAACUGUCCGUCCUGGAGAGAGUCUAACCACCCACAUGGGCAGAACUGACCAGAAAUCUGGCCUGAAUGUUUUAGGCCAGUUCUCCCAAGACAGUGCCCAUCGUGUCUCUCUGAAAGGAUGGGUAGUGGCCAGAGCCCCCCCCACACACACACACUACCAGAGAGGGCAUCUCUGGUGGGUCCCUGUGCUGCUGCCCACAGCUCUGCUUCCAGGCCAGGCCUAUGGGGCCACCAGCACUGGUGAGAUGAGGUGGUGGGCAGGGCAGACGUGGGGCACCCCUUGGGAUGUCUUCUUUACCCCAAAGGUCAGGAAGGGGCACCCUUGUUUAACACCCUUCUUUUCCUGGGUCUGGUCCAAGUGAGGACCCCUCUGGCUGGCCUGCCCCCUCUGCACCCCGAGGUGGAGGCCCACAGGGUCACAAAGGCAGCUUUAUUCCUGGGGAUCAGGGAGUGAAUGGGAGGUACAGAGGGAUGGAUCUUACCUCCUUGGCCAUGAGAGAGGAACUGAAGCAACAGGAUCAGCAAAUUCACAGACCACAUCUAGGGCCACAUCCAAGAUGGUUCCCAAGGAAAGGCAUUCCUGAAAAGGGGACCUGGGGUCCAGCAGCAUGUCCGGGGAGCACAGGGCUGGCUGUCCUCACCGCGUGUGAGCUGGGAGUGCUCAGCAGGGUAAGGGCCUGGGAUGGGCCUGCCUGGUAUGAGGGGUAGGGGUGCUCUCCGAUCACUCCCACGCUGCCUGGAGGAGGGGGAUAUUUCAGGUGUUAGAGUGAGAGUGAAAUGUCUGGAUGGGACCAGGUGAGGAGGCUGUGGCUUCCUUGGAGAAGGUUCAGGGGCUGUAUGGAGGGAGCAGGUAUGCAGGCUCCCUCACCAGGAGAGGUGGGGCUGUUCUCCAUCUUCCUCCCUCCCUCCCUCAUCCCCCCACCCCCGCAUUGGCCCCCUUGAAGGUUCCUGAUUUUAACUUACCAACACCAUCAGUCAUCAAGUAGGAGGGACCACUGGGUCAUCCGCCACCACCAAGGGGCUGGGGCUCCUUCCACGUGGAAGACUGGACAUGCCUACUACACUACAGGUGCCUCGAAGGCUCACCAACCAUGGGGAAGCGUAGGGGCUGUGAAGUUGGGUUUCACGUGCCAUAGUUUCAAGUUGCCUGAAGUUGUCGAAAGUCAAAGGUGAACAGACAGCACUUGGCCCUCAGUCCUGCUUCUGGUUUGGCAGGCAGGCCCAGGCCCAGGCCCGGUGUGUGCAGAGAUCCGAGGGAAAGGCCCCGUCUACCUGCUCUUCCUCAGGUAGGCCCCCCUCAGGGAAGCAAGAGGGGUGGGAUUUCAGGCAGGAGGAGGAGCGAGGAGAGAAUAUAUUUCCAGCAGGCCCAGACCAGUUCUGGCAGAAGACUCUACUUGGCUAGUGCUUCCAGGGCUGAUGCACUCUGGGGCUGAAGAGGUGGUCCCUCCUCACGGGGCAAGUGGGCAGCAGCUUCUGAUAGCCUGUGUCUCCAGGGAGGGACUCUGUGGCUGUGGACGCCUUUGGUUCUGACUGCAGAUAGUGGUGGCCCUGCUCUUCGAGGCCAUGACUCAAGGCAGGGAGGUGAGGUUCUGUGGCCCAGGCUGGGGGUUUCUAGCUGUCAACAGGCUACCCUGUGAUUCCACACGACCUGGCCUAGUGGGUCCUGCUGCCUGUGAUUUGUGUUGGCCUUUGAACGCUUUCACCCAGCUGGCUCUUGAAUCUGCCCUCCUAUGAGUAAUCAAAUCUAAUCAUCUGAAAUCUAAUGAGUAAUAAAAUCUAAUUAUCUGAAAGCUAAUCCCAAAGCAGGAAAUGCUGAAACGCUCAACCAAGGCUUAGAGCCAGUCAGAGCUGCUGCCUCUUUCCAAGGCAUCAGGCAAAGGCUAGUUGUGAUGAGAACAGUCUUCUCAGCAUGAACCUCUUUCACCUGAUUGGAACUAAACUUGAUAAAUUUCUCAAGUCCA